AUGGACACGAGUCACCGAGAAGCCUGCCAACAACAACAACAACAACAGCAGUGGUGGAAACUGCAGCAGCAGCAGCAGCAGCAGCAGCAGCAGCAGCAGCAGCAGCAGGAGCUGGGAGAGGAGGAGGAGGUGGUUGCGGCAUACAGCGAACCACGGCGUGAUUCCAAAUGUGUGCUGCAGCUGCUACCUUCUUCCACCUCAUCGUUUACUUCCAUACUUCCGAAUGAUGACAGCCACUGGCAGUGGCACACUCAAGGACGCAUGCUGACAGCAGCAGCAGCAACAACCAGCAGCAUGUGGUGGCUGUUGGCCAACACGCACCUUGGUGCUGACGCUGCGGGAGGAGAGCAGCAACUGCAACAGGCGAUGCGGGCGUUUGCGGACGUUGCAUUGGUGGCAUCCUCGCAUACGUUGCAGCUGCUUCACGAGGGCAUGCACGUGUUUGUGCGCGGGGGACGGAUGGCAACGUAUUCUUCGCCGCUUGAUUCGCCACAUGAUACCCCGCAUGAUUCGCCGCAUGAUCCGCCAUUCUUCCUGCAACAGGCGUUUGUGGACAAGCAGCUGUGGUACGACUGGCAGGGCAGAGCCCCACCGUGCAAUGAGACAGCCUGCGGCGGCACGCCUGAGACGGGAGAGAUACUGCGUGAACACGGCGUGGCUGUGCGUGGUGUGGAUGAGCGCAUCCAGAACAGGACGCAUCAGCCGGCCACUGCAGCCGCUGGCAAAAUGGUGGAGGAACAGCAACUGCAUGCGACGUGGCAAUGCACGAACGAUGCCGUGUCUGGGCACACGGCAGAGCCCCGCCAUGCAACGAGACGACCUGCGGCGGCACGCCUGGGACGGGAGGGAUACUGCGUGAACACGGCGUGGCUGUGCGUGAUGUGGAUGAGCGCAUCCAGAACAGGACGCAUCAACCGGCCACUGCAGCCGCUGGCAAAAUGGUGGAGGAACAGCAACUGCAUGCGGCGUGGCAAUGCACGAACGAUGCCGCGUCAGGACAGACGAACCGCAACGAGUACGUGCGUGGUUGCAGUCGGUUUUGCUGCGGGAUACAUGAGCCUGUGCUUUGAUGCUGGAGAGUACAUGCAAGCGAACUGA
Salpingoeca rosetta is the source of this 1098-nucleotide messenger RNA. RefSeq lists its product as uncharacterized. NCBI's taxonomy places the organism in Eukaryota, Choanoflagellata, Craspedida, Salpingoecidae. Bases 1 to 1098 code for a protein of 365 amino acids. The transcript is spliced from 8 exons. The record is from RefSeq and is a predicted model, not a curated record.